Molecule: messenger RNA, 1041 nt
Organism: Colletotrichum graminicola M1.001
Lineage: Eukaryota; Fungi; Ascomycota; Sordariomycetes; Glomerellales; Glomerellaceae
Product: kelch domain-containing protein
Exons: 1
Coding region: 1-1041 (346 amino acids)
Molecular function (GO): protein binding
Source: RefSeq, a predicted model, not a curated record
AUGCGCUCUAUCAUACUGCUCUUGGCGGCUGUCGUCAGUGCCGCAUCAGGUGGCACAUUGAGGCAAGUAGAUCAGAAUUGGGAGGUUCUCUCGCCCAUCCCAAUUGCACCCCGCCAAGAGCAUUCCGUUGUCGCACUCUCCGGUACCAGACUCGCCAUAGCAGGAGGAAUUCUACCAAACCUAGACAACGGAGUUGGCUUCAACACAACGGCAUUUAUACAAUUCUACGAUAUUCACACCGACUCGUGGUCCGAGCCAAUUGACGCCCCCAUCGAGGUCAACCAUCCCAACGUUGCCGCCGUGGAUGGAGAAAUCUUCCUUUUAGGGGGCCUGGCAGUUGCAUCGGACGGGGCUUGGCGUGCCUUCGCCGACUCGUGGAAGUACCAUCCCUCCACUGGCGAAUGGACGGCACUGCCGCCUAUACCAGCGGGGAAGGCAGCCGGCAGCGCGACCAUUGGCGUGCUGGGAAAUACCAUCGUCCUAGCUGGCGGCAUGCGGACACUGGAGCCUAUAGGAGUCGAAGGAGAGCAGGACACGGUCGACUUCGUAUCGAUGUUCGAUACCAAGUCUUGCACCUGGAGCCAUGUCCCGGAAGCGGCAAGCGUUCUGCCCGAGGGACGAGAUCACGCUGCUGGCUCCGUCAUCGGCAGUAGGUUCUACGUUUUGGGCGGCCGUCUACGUGGCCAGUACAAUGUCAAGGAUACCGUUUUCGUGUUGGAUGUCGACGACAUGGAAGCCGGGUGGACGACUCAAGGGGCAAGAAUGCCUACAGCGCGUGGCGGCGUGGUAGGAGGAAACGUCGGAGGGAAGGUCUAUGUCUUCGGUGGCGAGGGUAACACAGCUGAGGGCUCCGACGGCGUGUUUGACAACGUUGAGGUCUACGACGUCGAGUUUGAUACGUGGCAGGAACUAGGGCCUAUGAGACUUCCCAGGCAUGGUGGUGCUGCUGCGACUGUUGGUGGGAAGAUUUACCUGCCCGGAGGAGGCAUUAGGGAGGGCGGUAGUCCGGUUAAUGUGACCGAUGUAUUUAUUGUUACCUAA